Closterium sp. Naga37s-1 is the source of this 3273-nucleotide messenger RNA. Lineage: Eukaryota; Viridiplantae; Streptophyta; Zygnematophyceae; Desmidiales; Closteriaceae. The record is from the annotation of a GenBank genome assembly.
AUGGAGUCCGCGCCGCCGCUCUCCGCCAUGCCGUCCCCCGCGAGCCUCCUGGUCGCGCUGCUCGCGCUGCUGCUCACCGCGCUGCUCGCCGCCGCUUUCGAGUUCUUCUGGGGCGCACCGCGCCGCGCCAUGGCGGACCUCGCAGCGCAAGGCGUGCCCGGACCGCCCUUCCGGUUCUUCUACGGCAUCCUGGCUGACAUGAUCCAGUUCCGCAAGAGGCGUCAGGCGGACCCUGAGUUUGCAGCGCGCAGCACAGCCACUCACGUGCUGGAUACCCUGGUCGCCAGCUACGGCCCAGUGGUGCGCUACUGCUUUGGCCCUAUGUCCCGAGUCCUCCUAGCAGACCCCACGCUCGUGCGAGCGGCCUACAUCACGCACAACGACGCCUUCCCCAAGACCACGCUCAUCCGCGCCGCCUUCCCGCUCUUUGGCAACGGGCUGGUUACCGCAUCGGGGCCGUUCUGGGCCACGCAGAGGAGGAGAAUCAACCCCGCGUUCAAGCACAGCGAGCUCAAGCGUAUGUUCCCAACCAUGCUCGAGUGCACCCAAGCUGCCCUGUCGCUCUGGGAGAAGCAGGUCCGGGCCGAGCCUGACAAGGAGGUUCGGAUUGACACCAUGCUUGAGACGCUGACUCUUGACGUCAUUGGCCGUGCAGCCUUUGGUGCUAGGCUGGGAGGGCCGGACGGGGAGAAUGAGGAAAGGGGAGAGGGGAAGAAGGGAGGAGCGGGAGCGGAGGGAGGAGGGAAGGAAGGCAAGGAAGGGAAGAGCGAUGCAGAGGUGCUGGUGGGGGCGUUUCGGGCGUAUCUAGAGGCGGCAGUGGCGAGUGUUCGUAGCCCGCUUGCCAUGGUUCCUGGAUUCCUGUUGCUCCCCACGGCGCUGCACCGGCACCGCAACAGGCAGGAGCAGCUCAUCCGCAGCAUCAUGAUGCGCAUGAUUGCCGCCCGCCGCCACCGCCGCCACCACCACACCGCCGCCGUCGCCGCCGCUGCUCCUGCUGCUGGGUCAGAGAAUGGUGAUGGUACGGGAGGUGCAAAGGGGAGUGGUGGUGGUGGUGGUGGUGCAGGGGAGGAGGGAGCUAUUGACUUGCUGGAGCUGAUGCUCAUGGCCACGGAUGAGGAACCCGGUGCUGCUGCAGCAGGAGGAGCAGCAGCAGGAGGAGGAACGGCAGCAGCAACAAAUGGAGUAGCAGCAGGAGACGCAGGAGCAGGAGGCGCAGGAGGAGCGUUGAAGGCAGCAGCAGCAACCGCACCUGCGAUGUCAGAUCAGCAGUUGAUGGACGAGUGUCUCACCUUCUUGCUGGCUGGCCACGAAACUACCUCCAACCUCCUCACCUGGACUGUGAUGCUCCUAUCGCAGCACGACACGUGGCAGCAGCGCGUGCGUGAGGAGGCGCAGCAGGUCCUGGGGGCAGACGGGGCGGGGUUGACAAUGGAGAAAGCAGCAGAGCUGAAAAUCAUGGGCAUGGUUCUGAAUGAGGUGCUUAGGCUCUACCCUCCCGCUCCGGCGAUUGCUCGCCGCUGCGACACCCGCACUAAGCUAAGCGAAACGCUUACCAUUCCCGCUGGUGUGGGAGUGACGGUGCCAAUUGCGGCGAUGCACAGGAGGAAGGAGCUGUGGGGGGAAGACGCGGAGGAAUUUAAACCGGAGCGGUUCGCGAAUGGGAUUAACAAGGCGGCGAUGCAUCCGCUCGCGUUUAUCCCCUUUAGUGUCGGCCCCCGUGUGUGCAUUGGGCAGAACUUUGCGGUGCUGGAGGCGAAGGUGAUCCUGUCGCUGCUGGUGCUGCGAUUCUCAUGGCGAGUGGCUCCGUCUUACCGGCAUUGCCCAGAGCAGGUUCUCACUCUCAAGACCAAGAUGGUUAGACACGCGCUUCUGGCGCUCUCGCUGGCGCUGCUGGUGGUCGCCGCGCGCGCCGGCAGUCCCAUCACAAGCAGCACCGCGAACGAGAAGCCCGACCUGAGCAGCAAGAAGGACGACGGGCUGAUGACGGAAAUCCCCGCGGACAUCGCGAAGCAAGCAGCGUCGGGCAACGCGGCGGGAGUGACGUACGUAGACACGGCGCAGGACACGUUCUUCAUGGCGGACGUGAAGAAGGCCGGGUGGAACGCGCAGAAGUGCCCGCCCGGUUUGAACAAGGAGCUCGCGGGCGCGUGCACGCCUAAGAACUGCUCCAAGGGCGGCAUCGCCGCCAAGUGGAAGACCGCUUACCUGCAGAAGAACAAGCUCGGUUACGAGCUGUACGUGCCGGGUAACCCGCUCACGCUGCUCAAGGCGAACCCCGCGUCGUGCUGCAACACGUGCGCCGCGACGCCGGCGUGCACGUACUGGCAGUACAUUCCCGAUAUCACGAUCGACGGCAAGAAGGGCAAGGGCGCGUGCUACCUGAUCCACGACCAGAUCGACUUCACGUGCGGCGAGAUGACCGCGCAGUACAACACGGAGACGAAGCCCGUGCCGCUGCAGGUGCGCAUCGGCGGCGAGUGCAAUCCUAGCGCCAAGAUUCUCAACGACCCGCAUCUGGUGGGCGCGCACGGCACGCACUUCGACUUCAACGGCCGCCCCGACAAGGCGUUCUGCCUGCUGACGGACCGCGACCUGCACGUGAACAUGCUGCUGCGCGGGUACUACGACGCGCGCACCGACAACGCGGCGCUCGUGGUGGACGGCAAGGCCGUGCACACGUGGAUCAAGGAGCUCGGCAUCGUGUGGACCGCGGCCGGCGCGGACCACAAAAUCCGCCUUGCGGCGCGCAGCGGCAAGCAGCAGGAGCGCGGAGAGGGGUUCAUGAAGUCGAUCGAGAUCGACGGCGAGGAGAUUCCGCGCAUGCAGGUGGGCGACACGGUGACGAGCGCGGGCGGGCUGACGGUCCAGUUCCGCGCGGAGGAGGAGGGACCAUUCGACGUGGACUACUAUCUGCUCACCAUCGACGGACUCGUCUCCCUCGACCUCCGCCUUCGCGUCGCGCACCCCAAGCUGCAGACGCCGACCGAGGCCGAGGCGCAUAUCAACGUGGGCAUUGCGGAGCUCGAGCACACGGACGAGAUUCACGGCGUGCUCGGACAAACGUACCGCGCGGAUCACUCGCAGCGCGCCGAGGAUUUCCAGCGCCUGAUCGCAAGCCUGCACCGUCCGAUCUCCGCCGAUGGCGCGGAGGGCAAGGGUUUCCUGGAUGGCACGCCGCGGUCGUACGAGGCGAGCGACGUGCUCGCGGUGGACUGCGCAUACACCGCGUAUGGCCGCGCCAGGGAAGCGAUGCCCGUGCAGCAGCUUCCGUAA